Molecule: messenger RNA, 1570 nt
Organism: Exophiala mesophila
Lineage: Eukaryota; Fungi; Ascomycota; Eurotiomycetes; Chaetothyriales; Herpotrichiellaceae
Exons: 1
Coding region: 261-1430 (389 amino acids)
Molecular function (GO): oxidoreductase activity, acting on the CH-OH group of donors, NAD or NADP as acceptor
Source: RefSeq, a predicted model, not a curated record
CAAAGGUGGGGGGAGUCUUCCUCGCUCCAGAUCCCUUGGGCUUACCUCGUACAGUCUCUCGACUCCUGAAUUCCCCGGUCAACAAUGCAUAAAAGCCUGUAGAAAGGAGAGUUUUGAUUACGGUCUCCAGGUCUCCAGGUCUGCAGGUGCAAAAGGACUUGUUUGAAUGUGCCGUUGAAGGUCACUCAAAUUCAUCACCAAUCCCCCACCUUUUCUACUUGAUUUCCUCCUUCCUAGCUUCCUCCACUCAUCCCACAAGUAUGGAGACGGGGAAGCGGCUCAGUCACCUCUAUUUAGCCCUGGAACGGUCGCGGUCACAGUCAAAGUCCAGGCCAACAUCUCCUCUGCCGGUAGAGACCAGUGCCAAGGUUGUCCUCAUCACUGGCAUCAAUGGCUACAUUGCCAGUCAUAUUGGUCUUCAGUUCCUCAACAAAGGCUACACCGUCAGGGGCACCUCCCGAUCUUUGACUGCACGAGCUCAUUUGCUCGCUGAUGCCUUCAAGGGCUUUGAGCACAAGUAUGAACACUCAGUCGUCCCAGACAUUACCGUGACUGGGGCCUUUGACGAGGCCGUGCGAGGUGUUCACCUCAUCAUCCACACUGCUUCUCCAGUCGAUUUUACGCUGAAGACUGUCGAUGCCUUCUUCGAGCCAGCCAUUGGCGGUGUGACGUCGAUCCUCAACUCGGCGCAGAAUUGCGCGGGGCCCCAACUGGAGGCGUUCGUGUUAACAUCUAGUGUGGCAGCAAUUGUGGACCGGUGGAAAAACCCGCCAGACUACGACUACACAGAGAGUGACUGGAACACGUCAGGUGAAGCUGUAGCACGUCGCGAAUUCUCCGCCCCGGUGGCGUACGGGGCGUCCAAGACCGCCGCAGAACGUGCCAUGUGGGAGUGGAACUCGCAGCAUCACCCUUCAUGGGCCAUCUCGGCCAUUCACCCAGCCGUUGUGACCGGACCACCCAUCAACUGGCCGUCGAAUCCAGAGCAACUCAACACGACGUUAUUGCCGCUCUGGCAGCUGUACGCGGGGCCGUCAGCCUCCAACGGCGAGAUUCCACCCCAGAUCGGCGGUGCUGGCUACAUUGAUGUCCGCGACGCGGCCCGCAUGCACGUCUGGGCGGCAGAGCACCCGGAACAGUCGCGUGGCCAGCGCUAUCUCGUCGCUAACGGCAAGGCCCCUCCUCAAGCCGCGGCCGACCUCUUGAGACUCAAGUUCCCUGAUCGUGACAUCCUCGUGGGAGAACCCGGCAAAGGUUACACUCCAGACUACUGCUUUGUCAAGGGCGAGGCCAGUCUCUUCAGUGGAAAAGCCAUGAAGGCCCUUGGUGUGAAUAAAUUCAUCAAUUACGACAAGAGCGUCUUGGACACCAUCGAGGCCUUUGAGAAGCAGUGGCCAGGGCGGGCGAGUAAUCAUAAGCAACGAACCUAGGUCCGUGUUAGGUGGGGUGGAUGGGGUGAGGGAUGUGAAAAGAAAAUCGAGCCUUAUGACAGGAUGACGGUUUACACGGGCUAUCAGGAGUAAACGAUCAUAAUACAUGAUUAAAUAUAAAACUUCUACUCUAUACAAAU